UCAAAAACCGCCAUUAGAAAGAUAGGGAGGAGGAAGAGUCUCAGCAGCAGAGAAGGGAGUGGAAGGGACUGCGGGUUUAGGAGGAGAGGGGGGACGUCUGUUAACCCUGGGGACCGAGGGGCAAGGGUGAGGGGGCAGCAAGUGGGGGACGCGCAGAGGAGCGCGCCGGGGUCUGAGGAAGCGCAGAGCAAGCGCGGUCAAUCCUCUGGGACUGAGCUAGAUAGGGCCUGGAGUGCAGGAGCGGUGAAGGGCUGAAGGAGGGUUGGGGGGGAAGGGUGAUAUCCUGUAACCCAGAGGCGCGAAGCGGCGGUCAGAGGUCAGGAGGGGGCGCGGCAGGAGUGGCCAAGUGUCCAGGAGCCGGGCGAAGUCUCCUGCUGGGACUGGGCAGGACAGGGCGGGGCCCUGACAGGUGUGAGAAAUUGGUGUUUUAGCCAAGACUUUCAUUGACCAAGGGAAGCUCAUCCCAGAUGACGUCAUGACUCGGUUGGUCCUUCAUGAGCUGAAAAAUCUCACCCAAUAUAGCUGGCUGUUGGAUGGCUUUCCAAGGACACUUCCGCAGGCAGAAGCCCUGGAUAGAGCCUAUCAGAUAGACACAGUCAUUAACCUGAAUGUGCCUUUUGAGGUCAUCAAGCAGCGCCUUACUGCUCGCUGGAUCCAUCCAGGCAGCGGCCGUGUCUACAACAUCGAGUUCAACCCUCCCAAAACCGUGGGAAUUGAUGAUCUGACUGGGGAGCCUCUUGUUCAGCGUGAGGAUGAUAGACCAGAGACAGUUGUCAAGAGACUGAAAGCUUACGAAGCCCAAACAGAGCCUGUCCUGGAGUACUACCGGAAAAAAGGGGUGUUGGAAACAUUCUCUGGAACAGAAACCAACAAGAUCUGGCCACACGUUUAUGCUUUCCUACAAACAAAACUUCCACAAAGAAACCAGGAAACAUCAGUUACUCCAUGAGGAAAAGUGCAUGUAACUAGGAAGAUGAGCAGAAGCUCCUUGUCUUUUGCAUUUAGAAGUUCCUUGUCCUAAGACUCUGGCCUGUAUAAAUUCUUUGAAAAUUAUGUUAGUUUCAUUUCUGCUGAUUUUAUCCUGGAAAUUAAGGAUGUGCCAAAUGAGUCAGUUAUGAAGAUUCAUCUUCUGAAAUGUUUAGUGUGUUGUAUCUAGUUACCUUCUAACUAGAUAAAAUUAGAAUUUAAUUAGCACAAUUAUAAAACAUUAUAAAUGUCUAACUAGACUUGAAAAUUGUUGAGUGUAAUUGAAAGGGCAAUUGGUAAUCUAAGUUUUGUUCAGAAAAGAAGUGGUGGAUAAAGUUUCCUUAUUUUUCUGGAAAAGUAAAAAAAAAAACUUCCCUUUCACUUGUGGAAAGUAUCUUAUCAGAGGCUUUUGUGGAUAGUGAUGUGAAAAAAGAGACCUCUAGCACUGUGAUACACACAAACUGUGGGACACUGUCAAAUGGAAUUCCUGGGGGGAGAAAAAAGCAACUGAAUUUAUAGAUUAGUUGCAGGAUGCAAAUUCACUGCUGCCUUUUAUUGACCUCAAACAGAUUGCCAGAUAUUUCUCCAGCAAAAUGGGUUUAUUCGGAAUCAGCAGAUAAUUGCAAUUUGGAGUCUCAACCAUGGUGAGCCGGGUGCAAGUCCUCCCCACAGCAUGGGAAUGACAAUACUUUCAUAGACGAGAAAAGGAAGUUGGGAGGGCUGUAGUAAACAAGUCCAUGGCUUUUUGUUGGCUGAGUCCUUGCCAGAAGUCUUGUCUUCUUCCUUUUGCGCUAUGCUGUCUUCACAAGGGAUGAGAGCUCCCCCUUGUGGUCUCCUGACUACUGAGGUUUCUGGGCUUUUUUUACACUUUACACUAGCAACCUUUUGGUAACCACAUAUCCUGUAUUUUGUUGUUUUUAAACACACUUUCACUUUACUCCAGAUUUUGUUUGCUAUAAAAAUGUACCAAUUAGCGCAUAGCGAAAUGUAUUUUCCUAUCUCUUAUUUUCUUUUGAAAAACCUUGUCUACUGAGGGAUAUGACUUGUUAGAAAUUGACAUCGUAAAUUCUUGGAAAAGCACCAAAGUUGAAUUUUCAACAGAAUAUGUAAUUAAACUCUGUUUUCAGAAGUUAUUCAGGUUGAAAAAUGUGCACUUUAGGACCUACUUGCCAGUUUCUUUUUUGAUCCCAAUGUAUGAUCUGUCUUGAUGAGUAGCAAAUGGAAGGCAGGCAGGCAGGCAGGGGAGAAAGGAAAGGAGACUCGUGGCAUUAGGUUAAGUAAGCAUACUUUGUCGUUAGGAAAUAGAUCAGGUUUGCCUGGGGGAAACCCAGGCAAUUAUAACAAUCAUAAUUAGUAAACAAGUGUAGGAAUUACAAGGAUUCACACAACAUAUUAAAAAGAACCAGGAAACUCAUUGAUUUUGCUUAGAAGAGUUCUUUAUUCCUAAUCAAAGAAGUUGACACCUGCUCCUGUUCACUGCUAUCCUUUCUUAAUGGGGAAGAACUCUGCCAGUGAAUGUAACCUGGGCAGCCACUUUGAAAUGAAAAUGAUUUGAUUCCUUAGAGGGGUAACAGGAUGCAUGCUUAUGUACAGUGGUAGCUUGGUAGGAAGAGUGGGGCAAUAUGAGAGGUGAAGGAGAAAUCUGACAAUAUCUUCAAUUCUCUUACUUGGUGCUAGAUUAAAUGAAACAAGUCAGUGUGUAAGCUGUUAUCAUACUGCCUUUGGAAAUUUGCCCCAUUUUAUUCCAGGCACUGAAAAUACAGAUGCUACCAAGUGAUUCUUAUGUAUCUUGUGGGGAAAAAAAGCUGACUUUUCUUUGAUUUUUAAAAGUUCAGUAUUGAUCUUUCAAAAAUGUACUGAAGCUUUUUAAAAAAAGGAUUAUGGUAAACAUUCACAUAGCUGCUUUAUUUGAAUGUUAGUAUGUACAUUCUAAAAAUGUUGGGUACUGAUUAUCCAGUGUUAUCAAUGAAUUAGCAUUAAAUGAAAAUUCAGAGCUGUGGAUAUUACUUGGUCUUUGGUAACUCACAGGGCCCACUCUUAACUCACCUUCCCUUUAUUGCCCCCAUGUCUCAUUGGCUUCUGAGUUAGUCUCUGCUUUCUAAUAGUCGUCUUAGAACAGUUUUACAUAUAUAGGUUGGUUUCAUUUUACCCUUUGUUUCCUGCUGCAGGAUUGCAGCCAUACUGGCCUUCUUGACACUGUUAGGAGAUUUGGGAAUCAAGAAGAGGGAUAGAAGAACAUGGCUAUGAAAAUCCUAGUGCACCACUACAAUAUUGUAAAGUAAUUAGCCUCCAACUAAUAUAAAUGAGAAAAAGAAAAGAAAAAAAAAAAAGAACAUGGUAUGAAAAUUAAGACCUGCCCUUCCUGUGACCAUUUCCUCUCCACUCCCAAAACUGAAGUUUUGCAUACAUCCAUGACUUUGGGAAACACCUGUGCUAUUACAAAAAGAACUUGUUUUCUGCUGUAAUACCUAUCAUUAUGAUCUGUGUGCCACAUGGAAAUAUGUCCAGAGCUGACUGCCAAGGCCAGAAGCUACUGUGCCUUUGUUAAAAGCUAGUAAGACUUCAAACCAUUACCCUGUUUUCUACAGCACCACAGUAAUUUUGGUACACCUUUCAUAAGCAGAGUAUGUUGUGGGAAAUGCAAAUUGGCAGUACCAUCAAGAAAUUUUAUUUCUUAAUUCAUUUCUUUUUCUGUUUAUUUCCAUUUCUUAUUCAAAUAGUCUAAAUUUCUAAACCCUGCCCCACAACUACUUCUCUCCAGCUAUUUUCAAUGGCAUUUGAGCAAAAUAUUUUGAACAUUCAGUUUGUGACAAAACUUAGCUAUGUUAACAGAUCAUAGUAAUUAAAGGCCUCAUUAUAUUGAAUGGCUAUAAUAUUCAACAGCAAUAAAUUUUAAAACAUGUUUA
Odocoileus virginianus texanus is the source of this 3872-nucleotide messenger RNA. The record is from RefSeq and is a predicted model, not a curated record. Lineage: Eukaryota; Metazoa; Chordata; Mammalia; Artiodactyla; Cervidae.